Messenger RNA from Nicotiana tabacum (common tobacco), 795 nucleotides. The record is from RefSeq and is a predicted model, not a curated record. Lineage: Eukaryota; Viridiplantae; Streptophyta; Magnoliopsida; Solanales; Solanaceae.
UAACCUUGUAUCAUCUCUACGAACUUGGACAAGUUUGAAAUGUGCAUGUACAGUUAGUUCUGUGUAAGCAUCGUCAAUAUGUUUUCUGCUGAGAUGCCAGAGAAAGGUGCAACUAUUGGGUGGGUUAUGAGGUCAAAUAACCCCAAGGUUCAAUGGUGGUUUAAGAUACUGACAAUGGCUCUUUUACUUAGAUUCUUGAUUGUAUGGUCAUUUUAUGGGGUGAACGUGGGUGAUUUUCAGAGAGAUUUUGUUCUGUUGAAGGUGAAUAGUUCAGGAAAGUUUAGUCCUACCUUUAAAAAUUUCAGCUUUACCAAUAUUUCUCUCAGACCCCAUUCUGUAAAUACUAACCAGAAUCUGAACCAAGAUUUUGUCCGAGAAACUUUACCUCCUAAAGUUGAACCUCAAAAGAUUAUUUUGACUGAGAAUCAAGGUAAUGCCCCUGAUUUCAGUCUUGAAAUAGUGACAAAUGUGUCACAUACGGAACCAGAAUUGGUAGAGGUUUCAAGGCCGAGAGUUCAUAGGUGGAUUUCAGCUGAAUUAGAGGCAAACUAUUCAUCAAAUCUUCUUACUAAUUGGUUGGCUCCUGGAGGUGAGCCAUGUAGGGAAUCAAGAACUGUGGAUGUAAAGAUUCCAGCUUUGGAUGGUCGCGAAAACGUUGAAUUGUCAACAGGGGAUAUUCAUGAGUUUGUUUUCCAUGCAUUGGAUGAUUCUGGGAAACCCCAUUGUUUGGGUGGUGAUUAUUUUGAGACUGAUCUUGCUGGUGAAACAUGGAAGUCUAGGCCUCCCCUUANUUGA